Messenger RNA from Meleagris gallopavo (turkey), 7679 nucleotides. NCBI's taxonomy places the organism in Eukaryota, Metazoa, Chordata, Aves, Galliformes, Phasianidae. The record is from RefSeq and is a predicted model, not a curated record.
UUUUAAAUGGGUUAACAGUUGGGUGGUGCGACGGAACCGACCCCAAGCUCUCUGAAACCGGGGGUUUUUAGGAUGGAGGCAUCCGCUGCCUUUCCCCGUGGGUUUCUGAGCUGCUGAGGUUGGUGUGGGGUGGGGGGGAUCUCUCUUUUCCUCCCCCAUCGGACUCAGAAACCCAACCGAGAGCUGGGAGAUGAAGGGCAGCGGUUGGUCCCUAUGGAGAGGAGGGACACCAGAGCGUCUUGCAAAGGGAAAAAGCCCUUUCCUGGAGCAGGGGGGCUUCAGCUCUUCCCAAAAAACCCAUACUUGUGGAGGAGGGGGAGGAGAGAAGGGCCGUGGGAUCAGUUCCAGUGUGCCCAGCGUUGGUUCUUGGGGGGUUUACCCAAAAUCCAGGUUUCUUGCGAUGUCGGGGUCGGCGCACCGGGGUUUGGGCUCAGUGUGGGAUGCUGUAGGGCUGGGAGGGCCAAACUGGGGCGCUGCAUUGUGUCCAAAGGGGAACCAAAAAGAGCUCUUCAGGUUGUUUUGCUUUAUUUCAGAUAAUUUUUCACCCCGACGGAUCCCUCCGCAGGGAGGACGGCUCUCGUUUUGCCGUCAGCCCGUCCAUCAUCGUGUCACAAUUUUAGGAAUGGGGUUGAUGCGUUUUGGGGCGAUUUCCCUCCUUUUGCUCCAACUUCUCCCAGGCUUCGGGUGAAGUCUCCGCACUGCUGAGCCCUCGGUGCUGCCUGGGUCCAAUCCUGCUCACUUCGAGUCUCUCUUUGCCACCACUUAUCGCUCACGGCGCCCAGUGCUUGGCAUGGAGGCAACGGGCUCAUCUAUGGGCCGUUGUUUUCCUUUGGCUCCUGCCAUGAAAUUGAAGCCUGCUCUUGAGUUAAGGGUGGAUUUAUCAGCUUUUGGGGGCGUGCUUUGAUCUGGGGCUGAGGGGUGAGUGGUCCAUCCGGCUGCACCUGGCCGACGUGAUGGGAAAUCGGGGGUGACACCAAAAGGAUGUCCCACAUCCCUCCGCGUCCUGCAGCUGGAUUCAAGCAAGGAAAACGGGGAAUUUUCCAUGGGAACUGGCUUUAUCCUGGCUGAGCAUCUUCUACCCAGCAGCUUUGGGAUGGUGGCGUUGGGUGCAAAAUGUUUCCAGUUCCAAGACCCGAUUUGGAAAUGCAGUCAUCCAAUGCACGUGAGCACUGGGUGCCUUGGGGGUUCCACUGGGUGCCCAAAUCCAACUACAGGAGCUGAGCCCCGAUGCUCCGGCAUAAAGGCGAUGAUGGCACCAGAUUUUGGGGUAUUUUUAGGGCUUUUUAAAUCUCUCUGGGGACAAAGUAGCCCAAGCGUUGGGGAGCUUUGCCCCACCACAGGAGUGAAGGCAGCAAAGUGGCCUUUUAGGAGGAAAGAAGAGGGUUUUGGGGUCAUCGUGCCUCCGCUUGGCUCCGCCGUUCUCCUCCCACGGCCUCGGGCUACGGUGGCUGAUAACAGCUCGAAUAAUUCCCUCUCUUCAUUUGCAUUGUUACCUUGAAGGUAUUUAUAGUCUCCCUGCCUUCUCCUUCACUGGCUGUGUAAAUUUAGCUCCUUGGCUCUCCCCGGGUGCCUUUAUCCAGCCGAUAAGCUGCGCUUUUUAGCAUCGCUUUCUUCUUUUUCCCCCGCCCUGCACCCGUGGCAGAGAUCUCCCUUCCUCCAGGUGAUUCUCAUCCCCCCUCAGCCCCCUCUACAACUCCUGCUUGCAGCACAGCACCGAGCAGCACUGUGGGUUUGGGGGCAAUGCGUUGGUUUUAGGGGGGCGAAGUCACCUGGCUCGCUGGGACCCUUGCAGGGUCCCCAAUUUGCUUCGAUCCGUACGGUUUAAGUCAGCGUGGGGAUAGAGGAUUUCUUGGAUUUGGGGUAAUUCUGGCGUUGGCAGUGGGGUCAGCGCCCGUGGCCAGGAUGUUUCUGUUCCUUUAACUCCGCUCAGUGUCUGCAGUAUCCCAAAGACCCCCAGAUUUUGGGAACCAGGGGUCUUUGGGGGUUCAAACUGCGCUCUUUCCAGCUGCAACAUUAUGGGACUUGGGCACUUGUGGGGGGAAGUAGUGGGUUUGAGGGUUUUCUCUGGCUCGUUGCGAGGGUAGAGGAGAUGGAUGGUCCCAAAGCCCAGGGACGCUGUCUGCCUUCCCUCUCUAUAGUGGGACGGGGGAGGGAAAGCUUCGUAUUGGUUGCAUCACCUCCAGGAUGGACCCGGCGCUGUGCAGAGGACGAGCGAUGGGACCCAAAAUCUUACCCAGGGCUUGACUUGGGAAGCAGCAAAUAAGGGACGAGCAGAGGGCAGCGUUGGGAACAGCAGCUUGGAUGGAGCCUGCUGGGUUUUCAGGAGCUGCUCGCUGCUCUCACAGCCUCCUCCGCCUCGGUGAAGCCAUGCUCCUCUCAUUUUCCCCUCUCUUAUCUCUGUUUCUCAUAGAUUUUUCCGGCUGUCCCUGGCCAUCAACCCUCCCGAGUCCCAGCGCGGUGUUUUUUUCCAAGUGACACAGCACAAUCAGCGAGGGAUGGAGAAAGCUGUCCCUACUUUAUCAGAGCAACAGCGAGAGCGCCAGGGAGAUGGAAGCAGAGCUCUGCUAAUGCCACUGGAGCCAAACAAAGAGAAUUUUGCUGCCCCCGAUUGCCCCCAAGGUGAAGAGCGAAGAGCUGCUUUUGUGAAAGAUGCAAAAAAGCCUCUGGAGAGCGCGGCUCUAUCUGGGACAUCGGUGGAAGUGGGGACGGAGCUCGACGAAGCUGCCUUCUACACCGCUGAUGACUUGGUGACAAUGAGCAGGGACACGAAGGGACCCUCUGGCACUGAUCUCUGUCCCCUACAAGAAGACCCCGUCUUCUUCUCUCCGCUGUCUCGCCAAGAGCCCGACAUCGCCCUGGAAGCCUGCGACGUGGCCGAUGAGCCUGAUCCUGCCCUCUCCGGUGCUGUCCCAGCCCCAGCUCACAGGACCGAACUCGGCUCCAAGACCGAGGAGCAUUUAGAGUUCCAGAAGGCUUUGUAUAGAGCAGACGCCAGGAGCUCCCUGGAGCUGCGUGCCAUGACGGUGUCCGGCAGCGUGCCCUGGGACACCUCCGCCCUGGAGACGCGAGCGGGCGAUGGCAGAGAAGAAAGCACUUUAGAGAGACUCUCUAGCUUGAAGGACUCAAAGGAUGUGUCGACAUUCCCUGGGGAUCCCCAGGUUGUAAAUACGGUGCGGGUGGAUCCUGAGGACCUGGAGAGUGACGCCGAGGAGCUGGGUGCUGGCAUGGCGACAGCUGGGAUACCCAACCCUUGCACGGGGCCACCGGUGGGUGGUGGGGAGGAGAAAUACCUUAAACCUGAACCAAAGCAACUUGAAGGCGUCGGCAAAGAGCACUUAGAGAAAAGCAGGAGGGGGACACAGAGGGUCGACUGGAUUUCUCGACCCAACAGAAGCCCAAGUCCUCACUACAAGGAUGUGAGCAAGCCGACGGAUGUAGCAACCAACGUACCCUUCCGGGGACAGGCUGUGCGUGAAGUGCCUCCUGCGCUGACUCCGACAGUGUUCAGGAAGUCUCUGAACCCUGUCCUCAGCAAGUCCAAAACUCUCGAGACCCCCUCGUCCCACAGGAAGGGGCUGGGGGUCGACUCGGACGCGGGUGAGAUGGGUGCGCUCAGCGCAGCUGAGUGGACCAUCCCAAAGCCAGCUCUGCAGCUCAGCACCGACCUCACCAUCGGCAAACAGUCGUGGACGGUGAAUUCUGAGGAUUCGGUGGAGAGGAUCCCACUGAUGUCCCUGGAGCCCACUCCCUGCAGCUCCUAUGAUGUGGAGAUGAGGCCCUAUGUGUGCAGCGUGCUGGUGGAGGAGCAGGGCAAAGAGGAGCUGGGUCCUGAGGAGGAUCCCACGGUGUACACGUGCAUCGAGUGCAGCAUCUACUUCAAGAAGAAGGAGCACCUGAUGGAUCACAUGCUCCAGCACAACCGCGGACCAGGGAGGGACCAAGAUGGGGAUGCUCUCGGAGGGCAGUGCCAGUUCUGCUGCAAUGAGUGUGGGUGGGCGUUCGGGGACCUCGCGUCCCUGGAGCAGCACAAAAGGCUCCACCAGGAAUCCAGGGAAAAAAUCAUCGAGGAGAUCCAGAAGCUGAACGAGUUCCCAGAUGAAGGUCGGGAAGCCCGGCUGCAGUGCCCCAAGUGCAUCUUUGGCACCAACUCCUCCAAGAUCUUCGUGCAGCACGCCAAGAUGCACGUCAAGGAGAGGAAGGACCAAGGGGCAAAGAGCUUGAAUCUCUACGGGGGCGGAGAGCUGCAGGAUAGCCCCGUGCACGGUAUGUACAAACACUUCAAACCCAAUGAGCACAUGCCCCUGCAAGUGCAGGCACCUCCGCACGGCAAAGGGCUCAGCACCUGCAUGCUCUGCAGCUUCCCGGCACCCAACGAGAACAUCCUCAAAGAGCACAUGAAAUACGCCCAUUCCCACCUCUCUUGGGAUGCGGAGGUGUACGAAGAAGAUCCCAACCAACCGGGAACCAGCAGGGAUGCCUACAGCCCCGCCAGGACAGGCUGCUUUGCAGAGACUGAUUAUUUUGGCAAAGCAGACCAGCUCUUCCCUCCGCCCCACCGAGAAAGCGCGUCGCAUUACGACAUGCACAGUUUCGCCGUAGAUCACCCAAGACUCAACAAAAGCAAUGGGGGUAGCAAAAAGGACUACGUGACGUCGGGGUUCCAUGCCAGGAAAGCGGCCCCGUACGCUGCCCGGCACAAAAACCUGGGGCUCUCCUCCACAAAGGCUUAUUCACAGUUUGCUCUGCAGCACCUGAAAAAAAAAACAGCAGCUCAGCACCUCGAAGCCGAAGGCGAUGGUCUGAGGAGUCACUCAGCUGGACUGGAGGAGGUCAGGCACAAAUGGAUGUUUAUCAACGAGGUGGGGGGCGUGGAAGGGGAGUUCUCCAUGGCCGCGGACACGGACUUGAUGGAGCACAGGGUCACCAAACCCGUCACCAUCCCUCAAGCUGCUUUGGACCUCAAGAGGACGUACAGAGACACACUGAGAGCCACGGACCCUUUGAUUGCCUCCGAAGAGCAGCAGCAGCAGCUGCGGAUGAUGGUGCCCAUCGUUCUGCUGGAGGAGGUCAACCCACACCCCAAAGCAAAGAAGCGGCCCCGGGCAAAGCCCUACAAGAAGAAAACAGCAUUCCCAUCGCGGGAGUUUAUGAUGGAAGAGCCUCUUCCCUUGGAUGUGCUCCUGUUGGACUCUCCUUUAGAGUUUGAUGACUUUUUGGACUCCGACUCGCCCAUGUUGAAAAAUGAGGAGAGGAAGUGCCCGUACUGCCCGGAUCGGUUCCACAAUGGCAUUGGGCUGGCGAACCACGUGCGGGGCCACCUCAAUCGUGUUGGGGUGAGCUACAACGUCCGGCAUUUCAUCUCGGCGGAAGAAGUGAAAGCUAUUGAGCAAAAAUUUUCCUUCCAAAAGAAGAAGAAAAAAGGUAUUGCAAACUUUGACCCGAGCACGUUCAGCCUGAUGCGAUGCGAGUUCUGCGGGGCCGGCUUCGACACGCGUGCCGGGCUCUCCAGCCACGCUAGGGCUCACCUGAGAGACUUUGGUAUUACCAACUGGGAGCUCACCAUCUCGCCCAUCAACAUCCUCAAGGAGCUGUUGGCCAACUCGGCGGAGUACCCCAUGCUGCAGGCGGCGGUGGGAGCGGAGCCCUCAUCCCCGGGCCGAGAGCCGCACGGCUUCGUGCCCCGCAAGAGCAUGACCCCCAUCUCCGAGUGCAGCAUUCCACGCUCUCCUCUGUCCCCAUUCCCCCCAUCCUGGGGAGAAGAGUCCUUGCAGUCCUACAGAGACGCCCAGAACCUGACGACGUGUGAGGUGUGCGGCGCCUGCUUUGAAACCCGCAAAGGGCUCUCCAGCCACGCGCGCUCCCACCUGCGGCAGCUCGGCGUGGCCGAGUCGGAGAGCAGCGGGGCCCCCAUCGAUUUGCUCUACGAACUGAUGAAGCAGAAGGGCAAACCCGAUGGGCACCCCAUGGCUCCUCCCACCCUCGGCAAAAAAUCUGCCUCUCCCAAGGACGGCAUUGCCGGUUCCCCGCGUCCCGGGCUGCUCGCGCUCGGCAAAGGCGGUGAGCGCUCGCUGGAUGGCCCCAUCAACAAAGCCAUCAAAUCCCCGCCGGGAUUCUCCAAGAGCCUCUCGCAGCCCGGAUCCCCCAUCCUCAAGAAGGUGCCCCCCGUGCUCUCUGGGUCCCCCUCUCCAAAAAACCCUGAGGAGAAGAGCUCGAAGCUGUCGCUGAGCCCCCUGCAGAGCUCCCCAAAGGCGCAGUGGCCACAGGCAGAUGAGGAAGGACCUCUCAAUUUGACCGCCGGGGGGGAGCCGGUGCGGGACAUCCGCUGUGAGUUCUGCGGGGAGUUCUUUGAGAACCGCAAGGGUCUGUCGAGCCACGCGCGCUCCCACCUGCGACAGAUGGGGGUGACGGAGUGGUCAGUGAACGGCUCCCCCAUCGACACGCUGCGCGAGAUCCUCAAGAAGAAAUCGAAGCCCUGCGUCAUCAAGAAGGAGCCCCACACCUCCAUCAUCGAAACCCCCAAAGGGUUUGGGGAGGAAGGGAUGGACCCCAAGCCCUCUGGAAAAGUGCUGCAGGCCAUGGCCCUCCCUCCACUGGGCGGGCGGACGGGGAAACCCGGCGGCUCCAGCAUCAGCCGCGAGCUCUCGCUGUCGCCGCUCACCACCAAACCCCACGGCGCCUUCCUGACACCGCUGGCCACCAAACGGCCGCUGCAGGACGACCGCCUGGGUCCCCACCCCGAGGUGAAGCACAAGGCCUACAUCCAGACCGAGCUGCCCUUCAAAACCAAGUCGGUGCACGACAAGCCCACGCACACAUCCACCGAAGCGUGCUGCGAGCUCUGCGGCCUCUACUUUGAGAACCGCAAGGCUCUGGCCAGCCACGCGCGGGCACACCUCCGGCAGUUUGGUGUCACCGAGUGGUGCGUCAACGGCUCGCCCAUCGAGACGCUCAGCGAAUGGAUCCGGCACCGGCCGCAGAAAGCCGGCGCCUAUCGCAGCUACAUCCAGGGCGGCCGACCCUUCACUAAGAAAUUCCGGAAUUCUUCGCACGCCCGAGAUCACGACGGAGCACGGAGGAUGCCGCUGAGCCUGCAGCACGGCGGCAUGGCCCUGCUGAGCAAAGGGCUGGCGGCGGAGCUGGCGCACGGAGAGCCCUGCAAGAUCCUGGAUGGCACCGGGGAGCGGCCCAUGGUCACCUCGCCCCUCUCGCUGGUGAAGAUGGAGGAGCAUCAGCGCACGAAUUUCCACAAGUUUGAGCGGAGGCAGGCAAGGCCCCUGGACCCCCCCCUGCACCGGGAGGAGGAGGGAGCCGACUUCCAGCAGAAGAUGGAGGAGACCCGCCAGCCCCCGCCCAGGAUGAGGCCGGUGCCCUCGCUGGUCCCCCGCCCGCCGCAGACGUCCCUGGUGAAGUUUGUGGGUAACAUCUACACCCUCAAGUGCAGGUUCUGUGAGGUGGAGUUCCAGGGCCCCCUCUCCAUCCAGGAGGAGUGGGUGCGACACCUCCAGCGACACAUCCUGGAAAUGAAUUUCUCCAAAGCAGACCCCCUGCGGGGGGACGCCCCGGCCCCCGAGCCCCCCGCCGUGGCCGAGGCUCAGUAACGGAGCCCCCACCCUGGGGGCAACGGAGCCGAACCGAGGCGCCUCCGCCCCCACCCGUGCCUGCGCGUCCCCACGGAGCAA